Messenger RNA from Emys orbicularis (European pond turtle), 2796 nucleotides. RefSeq names its product GRB10 interacting GYF protein 1 (gene GIGYF1). Gene Ontology annotation, biological process: insulin-like growth factor receptor signaling pathway. Gene Ontology annotation, cellular component: cytosol. The annotation marks the transcript as partial. The transcript is spliced from 22 exons. The record is from RefSeq and is a predicted model, not a curated record. Gene Ontology annotation, molecular function: protein binding. NCBI's taxonomy places the organism in Eukaryota, Metazoa, Chordata, Testudines, Emydidae.
CAGAGGGCGAUGGCCGCCGAGACACUCAAUUUUGGACCGGAAUGGCUCCGCGCGCUGUCCAGUGGGGGCAGCGUGGCCUCCCCCCCGCCCUCUCCUGCCAUGCCAAAGUACAAGCUCGCGGACUAUCGCUACGGCAGAGAAGAGAUGCUAGCACUUUAUGUCAAAGAGAACAAGGUCCCGGAGGAGCUCCAGGAUAAGGAAUUCGCUGCCAUUCUCCAGGAAGAGCCACUGCAGCCGCUGGCCCUGGUCCCACUAACGGAGGAGGAGCAGAGGAAUUUCUCCAUGUCUGUGAACAGCGUGGCGGUGCUGAGGCUGAUGGGAAAAGGAGGCGGAGCCGCUCCCGCUGGAGUCUCCCGGGGGAGGGGCAGUACCCGGAGCCGAGGCCGGGGCCGAGGCGAGAGCGGGUUUUACCAAAGAAGUCCGGAGGAGCCAGAGGGGGCGUUCGGGCGCGGGGCCCGGGAGAUCCACCGCAGCCAGAGCUGGGACGACCGGGGCGAGCGGCGGUUCGAGAAGCCGACCCGGCGGGACGGAACCCGGGCUCCCUUCGAGGAGGGGGCUCCACUCCCCCGCAAGGACUACGCCCGCUCGGACAGCAACAACUGGCGGACGCUGCGGGAGGAGCAGGAGGAGGAGGAGGAGGGGGGCGGGGGCGCCGGCCCCACUCCCGCCGGGGCGGCCGCGGGGGGCAGCUGGCGGCUGAGUGGGGCCCGGCGCGAGAGUGAGCGCUGGCGGUCGGCCAGCCCAGAUGGUGCGCCCCGCUCGGCCGGCUGGCGGGAGCACCCCGAGGGCCGGCGCCGCAAGUUCGACUUCGACUUCCGGGAGCGGGAGGAGGAGCGGGGCGGGCGGCGGCACCGGGGCAGCGACAGCUUCGAGGACGACAAGGACGGGCUGCCCGAGUGGUGCAUGGACGACGAGGACGAGGAGAUGGGCACCUUCGACUCCUCCGGCGCCUUCAUGCCCCUCAAGAAGAGCCCCAAGGAGCCAAUCCCUGAGGAGCACGUGUUCGACUUCCAUCCGUUGCAGGAAGACGACGAGAGGUUGGAAGGGAAGGAGGACGCCGAGCCCGGCUCGAAGGAGGCCCCCGAGAAAGAGGCCUGGAAGGAUCCCUCGAUGGCCCCGGAGGAGAAGCGAUGUUCCCCGCCCGGCGCCCCCUGGCUGUCGGGCCCCCCCUUUGCUGCUACUGUUGCCACUGCCACUAGUGAAUGUGAGAGCGCCCUCCUGGGGGGCUCGGACCCCACCGUGCCCCUCGGCACCUGCGACAAGGAGCCGAAGCCUGCUGCAGAAGGGGACUCAGGCAUCCUGGGCCUCCCGUCACAGCUCAGCACGGGCGCGGUCUCCACCCUCUCCUCCCCUUCCUCCACCACCAAUGCUGCUACUGAGUUUUCCAUCGGAGACACCGAGGACGACGACGGGAUGAAACAUCUUCAGCAGGAAGCAGAGAAGAUGGUGGCCUCGCUCCAGGAGAGCUCCAUGGACGAGGAGUGCUUCACCCAGGCCAUCCAGGAGCCGCGCAACACGGCCGCCGCCCUGCCCCUCUCCCACGAGGCCGCCAUGAAGUGGUUCUACAAGGACCCUCAGGGGGAGAUCCAAGGGCCCUUCACCACGCAGGAGAUGGCGGAGUGGUUCCAGGCCGGCUAUUUCACCAUGUCGCUCCUGGUGAAGCGCGGCUGUGACGAGGGCUUCCAGCCGCUGGGCGAGGUGAUCAAGAUGUGGGGAAGAGUGCCUUUCGCGCCGGGCCCGUCGCCGCCCCCGCUGCUGGGGAACCUGGACCAGGAGCGGCUGAAGAAGCAGCAGGAGCUGGCGGCGGCCGCCCUCUACCAGCAGCUCCAGCAUCAGCAGUUCCUGCAGCUCAUCAACCGGUACCUGCCAGACAGGCCGCAGUUCGCCCAAUGUGCGCUGCAGCAGAAGCUGGCGGCCGGCGACCUCACCCAGCAGCAGCUCACUGCUUUCCUGCAGCAGCUGCAGGCUCUGAAACCCAGAACCGGGGAGCAGAACCUGAUCCCGGCGAUGAACCGAUCCAUGUCCGUGCCAGACACAGGGUCCCUGUGGGACGCGCAUACCUCAGCCUCACAGCCCGCAGGCAGUGAGGCCAGUCUAUGGGAUAUACCAAUUAAUUCUUCAACUCAGGGUCCAAUCUUAGAACAACUGCAACUGCAACAGAAACUCCAGGAGCGCCGCGACGCGGAACUCAGGGCUAAGAGGGAGGAGGAGGAACGCAAGCGGCGCGAAGAGAAGCGGCGCCAGGAGGAGCAGAAGCGGCGCGAGGAGGAGGAGCUGUAUCGGCGGAAACAGUAACGCCCCUGCCCCCCGCAGUGCCGGCAGCAGGAGCUGGUGCUGAAGCUGCUGCAGCAGAGUCAGGCGCAGAGCGCGGCGCCCUGGGGGGGGCUGGCCAAGCCCCCCGGGGGCAUGAAGGCCCUGCUGGAGCUGCAGGAGAGCGAGCGGCAGCUGCAGAAGCAGCAGCGGGCCCCCUCGCAGUGGGGCGCCGACUCCAGCCCGCUAUGGAGCAGCCAUGAGAAGUGGGACGAGGGCGCCAAGAACCUGAGGAGCCUGGGCCUGAAGAGCAGCCGCAGCAGCCCCUCCCUCGGGGACAGCUACGGGGGGCCGAGCCGGCAGAGCCGGAAGAAGACGGACGAGGAGGAGAAGCUGCUCAAACUGCUGCAGGGGAUCCACAAGCCCCAGGACGGCUUCACGCAGUGGUGCGAGCAGAUGCUGCACGUCCUGAACAGCUCCAGCAACCUCGACGUCCCCACGGUGGUGGCGUUCCUGAAGGAGAUGGAGUCCCCCUACGACGUUCAC